UUUCUUUAUCAAUACAUGACUUUCUUUGUAACAUGGUCAAAAAAAAAUAAAAAUGAAGAUCUAUUUUUAUACACUGAUUUAAACAAAGGAUGUAUUUUUUUUUUUUAAAUUUAUUUUCAGUUUACUUCACUGCACACAUGUCAUUGCAUAAUGCUCACAUUUGAGACGAGAAUAAUCAUCGUAUUACCUGGUGUCACAUAAUAAACCUUAUUCAAUAAAAAAAAUCAUUGUAAAUUUUUAUUCGAAAUUUAAAUGAAGCUAGUUUAUAUUUUCUUCAUUUAAAAAAAUUCACAUUAUUAUUAAGUUUGUAUAUUUUUAUUCAAAAAAAGAAAUAAAAAUACUUGAAAAGAUUAAAAAUAGAGACAAAAUUAGAAUAUAUAUAUAAAAAAAAAAAAAACCUACCGAAAGGGGCCAAAGUUGUUUUAGGCUUUGCGCGAAAAUAGCGCGUGUUAAACUAUCAAGCUAGCUUUUAUUCUGAAGGCAUCAGUUGACUACUGGAAAGCAAGUCAUUCACAUCUUUCUUUGAAUAAUAUAACGCACACACUUGACAUUGAUAAUUGUCAUAGCAUUAUUAAUCAUUAUCAUCACGUCAACAACAAUUUACUUUGGUCCAGAAGAACACUAGUAGUGUUGAUAAAUUUUAAAAAAUAUGAAAAACAUCGUAACAAGUCAUAAUUGUCGUUCAAUAAUUGAUGUAUGUGAAGUUGAUGAUCCUCAUGAUUAUCAUAUUAAUUUUGAUAAUAGAAAAUUAUCAAUGAAAAAUAAUAAAAGUGUAGCGGAUGUAUUUACUGAAAAAUCAUUUAAAUGGGCACAAUAUUCAAUCGGCAAAUUACCAAUUAAAUUAACACUUGGAAACCUUGGCUUUGUGGCUAUUGUACUUGCUGUUAUUCUUCCACGUUCAUUCACUUAUGCAAUUAUUUAUCCAAUUUUCAGACUUGUCUUUGGAACAUUGUAUCCUGCCUAUGCUUCAUACAAAGCAGUUAGAACUAAAAAUGUCAAAGAAUAUGUAAAAUGGAUGAUGUACUGGAUUGUAUUUGCUCUAUUCACAUGUGCUGAAACUUUCACAGAUGUUUUCUUCAGUUUCUGGUUUCCAUUUUAUUAUGAAAUUAAAAUUAUUUUGGUACUGUGGCUUUUGAGUCCAGCAACAAAAGGAUCAAGUAUACUUUAUCGAAGAUUUGUUCAUCCAGCAUUGAUAAGACGUGAAGCUGAAAUUGAUGAUGCAUUAGCAAGAGCAACUGAGCAAGGUUACACUGCUGUUCUUCAUCUUGGUACCAAGGGAGUCAAUUAUGCUACAACUGUUCUCAUGCAAACUGCAAUAAAGGGAGGUGGUGGACUUGUCCAGCAAUUGAAAAAGAGUUACAGUUUGAGUGAUUUAACAGGCGAAAAAGAUGAUGAAAAUAGAAAUACUAAAAAUAAUGAUGAACCAGAUAUGACAGUUGAACCACGUCGAAGAGUAAAUCCAGGAAGAAGAGGAUAUAGUCCACGUAGAACACAGUCAAGUAGCAACAGAGUUGACAUGUAUUUUUCAGAGGUAGAUGUUGAAGUUAGACAGCCAACAUCUAGAGAACCAAUAUCUAAUUUAGCUAAUAUCAAAUCAUCGGAUGACAUAUCAAGUGGAUAUAGCAGUGGUGAAGCAAUGCAAGUACAACGCAUGACACCAAGCUCGGAAUCAUUGAUGAGAACAUCAAGUGUUGGUGCAAGAACAAGAUCAUCAAAGCCACGAACAAUAACAAAAAAAUCACCAGAGGAGAAAGAAGAUGAUGAUGAUGAAGAUGAGUGGCUUAAUUUUACUGCUGAACCAAGAAGAUCGCCGACUUCUUUGUCCCACAUAAGUGCACAACAAGCUCUUGAAUUAUUUCUUUUAAUAUCAAGCAUAAAUAACACCCCAACAAAAAGUUGUGAUGAUUUAAAUAAUACAGAAUCUUCAUCUGUUUGUUCGUUAUUAAAUACUCAAGAUGAGACUGUUGAAAAUAAUGAAAAAUCAAGUAAUUUAAUUGAUUCAAUAAAUGACAAAAUUAUUGAUGAAUCAAGUAUUGAUUAUUCAUCAAAUAAUAGUGACAAAAAAAUCAUUGAUAUUUGUAAAAUAACUGAAGAAAUAUGUCAUGAUAAAAUGAAUGAAUUAAAACGACUUUUAACAACAGCUCAUAAUACUGUUGUUCUAAAUUCACAAGAUAAAAUUGACAAUAAAAUUACAAAUGAUAUUUGGACAACUCCAUCAACAUCAACACGUAGCUUAGAAAUAAAUAAACGUGCAGGAAAAUAUCAUAAAAAACAAGCUCCAAAAAUUCCAAUAUUAUCAACAAUAAAUUUUCAUAAUGAUAAUAAUAUUGUUAAUAACAACAUAAAUAAUACUGAUAACAAGCUUUGCAACUCUUCCACGAAGCAAGAAACCAACAAAGAAGAAAAUUCCAUGAGACAGGACAUGUGCUGAGUACAGCAUUAUGGAAGAAAAUUGUAUACUUGCAACAAUAUAAAAAACAAUUUGUAAUUAAAAAAAAUUAUUGAAUAAUUUUUAUGAGCUGAAAAUUAAUCAAU
This is a messenger RNA of Aphidius gifuensis, 2535 nucleotides long. Its product is annotated as receptor expression-enhancing protein 4-like. The coding region runs from base 650 to 2431 and encodes 593 amino acids. Gene Ontology annotation, molecular function: microtubule binding. Gene Ontology annotation, biological process: endoplasmic reticulum tubular network organization. The transcript has 8 exons. Gene Ontology annotation, cellular component: cytoplasmic microtubule; endoplasmic reticulum tubular network; endoplasmic reticulum membrane. NCBI's taxonomy places the organism in Eukaryota, Metazoa, Arthropoda, Insecta, Hymenoptera, Braconidae. The record is from RefSeq and is a predicted model, not a curated record.